This is a messenger RNA of Cylas formicarius (sweet potato weevil), 7458 nucleotides long. RefSeq lists its product as uncharacterized. Gene Ontology annotation, molecular function: monooxygenase activity; oxidoreductase activity, acting on paired donors, with incorporation or reduction of molecular oxygen; iron ion binding. Bases 50 to 5866 code for a protein of 1938 amino acids. Lineage: Eukaryota; Metazoa; Arthropoda; Insecta; Coleoptera; Brentidae. The record is from RefSeq and is a predicted model, not a curated record. The transcript has 31 exons.
AACCAAAAACAUGCGAUGUGAAUAAUCAGUAAUCAGUGCGUUGGUGAAGAUGGACGUUACUUUAUUUUCUAUUGGAGUCGGUGCUGUAGCUGUUAUAUUGUAUUGCUGGUUGAAAUGGCACUAUUCAUAUUGGAUGCGAAAGGGUCUUCAACAACUCGAGCCGGAUCUAUUUUACGGAAAUUUCAGGGAUACGGUGACCAACGACGAAAACGUAGGGGUGACUAUGGAACGCCUCUACAAUAAGAUUAAAGAAAAGGGUUGGCAGUGUGCUGGAGCCUACAUGAUAUUUAAAAAAAUUGUUAUUCCGGCACAUCCCGCAAUGCUCAAAGCGGUAUUUCAGAAGGACUUUACCCAUUUUCCGGGCACGGGUGCGUUUUACCACGAAAACGAUUUGCUGGGUCAGCAUUUACUCGUCAUGGAAGGGGACAAAUGGAAAAGUUUGCGGUCCAAGUUGACGCCCGCAUUUACCACCGGCAAAAUUAAGAUUAUGUUCGAGGGAAUGACUAAUAAGUCUGACAAUUUGCUUAAAGUGGUAGAAACCUAUGCAGGGUCCAAGUCUGUAUUCGAUGCAAAAGAGCUGGCUUCCAGAUACACCACGGACGUGAUAGUGACGACCGCGUUUGGGUUGGAAUGCGAUUCCCUUGAAAAUCCCAACCAUCAUUUUCUAAAGAGUGUUGAAAAUAUACUCGAAAAAGGCAAGUUUACGUUUGCCGUGGAGGACAUAGUACCGUGGUCAGUGCUAGGUUUCUUUGGAUGGAAAUUUAUUGGCACGAAGAAAUUCGAAAAUUAUUUCGUCGAUCUGAUAACUCGAGCCGCGCAAGUGAGAGAAAAAAUGAGCGUGAUCCGGAAGGAUUUUUUCCAGAUGCUCCUGCAACUUAAAAAUAAAGGAAACAUUACGGAUGACGGCGACAUUACCGAAAUUAAGAGUAAAGGUGCCAACACCUUGACGGAAACAGAAGUCAUAUCCCAGGCUUUUCUGUUCUACUUUGGAGGUUACGAAACAACGGCAACCACGAUCUCAUUUUCGCUGCUUAAUCUCGCGCAGAACCCGGAAAUGCAAGAUAAAGUGAGAGAAGAAGUUCGGGAGGUAUUAGAGCGUCAUAAUGGGAAGUUCACCUACGAAGCUGCGAUGGAAAUGGAGUAUUUGGAAAAAGUCGUUUUAGAGACGUUGAGGAUGUAUCCGCCAUUCCUAAUGCUCUUCAGAAGAUGCGCCAAAGAUUACAAGAUACCCGGCACCAACGCUACGAUAAAAAAAGGCAUUCAAGUGCUGUUGCCCAUUGGUGGAGUACACUACGAUCCAGAUUAUUAUCCCAAUCCAAAAGCUUUCAAUCCUGAGAAUUUCAGCAAAGAAAAUAAAGCGAAAAGACCAGAAUGUACUUUCCUCUCGUUCGGGGAAGGACCAAGGAUGUGCAUUGGAAUGCGUUUCGGACUGCUGAAUGCAAAAGUAGCGAUAGCAACUGUUGUAAAAGACCACAUCGUUACAGUAAACAAAAGGACUGAAGUACCAAUAGUUAUCGAUAGCCGAAAGUUUGUAACAUCUGCUAGGGGUGGAAUAUGGCUAGAAUUAACCAAGACCAAUACCAUGUAUCAGAAAUUGCAGUUUUAUUUCAACAUCAUCCUCAAUUGGAAGCUGCUGGUAUGCCUCGUUCUUCUCAAAUACGUUUUAGUUUUAUACAGAACUCGCAGAUUAUUGAAAUUUUCAUUCGACCACAACGGACCCGCAUAUUUUCCGCUGGUAGGAAAUUGGUAUUGGCUCAUCGGAAAAGCGAAUUUGAGUGCGUUUAUAGAUCUGAAACGACGUUUUUCGUUGCCCUGCAAUUUGUGGCUUUCGCAAACCUGUUACAACUACGUCACUGAUGUGCCGCACGAAGUGAAAACCAUCCUGACUCAUCCGAACAGCUACGAGAAGGCGACGUUUUACAGCAAUUUCGUCUCCGAUCUGUUUGAGAACUCGCUGGCAGUUGACAAGUGUAAUUCUCAGUUUAUUUCUUUUACACCAACUGUAAAAUUAACGGACUCAUUUCGGACUGAUAUUGGACAAGAUUUGAAUCUAGAGGAUAAUCUGCGGAUGAGAAAGUUAACUGGAGAUGAAGCGACCAAAUUGAGGAAGCAACAGAUAAAAGCGGCAGACGACGAAGACACCGAAAAAAUGACAUUUUUCGAUUUGCAUAUUCUCGGACGAAGCCCAUACACUGAAAAUGAGUUUGAAGACGAACUCUUUCUCUUAAUAUUAGCGGGUAUUUCUACGACCGCCGUAACCAUAAGUUUAGCACUUGCGCUUCUUGGAAUGCAUGCCAGUGUCCAGGAGACGUUGUACGAAGAAGUGAAGAGAUGCGUCGAAUCAGAAACCGCGAUUUUGCAUGAAGACAUCCAAGAGCUCAAAUUUAACGAGCAAGUCAUUCUCGAGACUUUAAGGUUAUUUCCAGCACUUCCUUUCCUGGGUCGUUACGUUCGUAACGAUAUUGACUUGGGCACGAAGAUAAUACCAAAAGGUUCUAACGUGAUACUGCCUUUAUAUUUAAUACAUCGGAAUGAAAAAUUUUGGCCAAAUCCAGAAAAAUUCGACCCCGAUCGAUUUUCGUCACAGAAUUUGGCAAACAUUGUACCAGGGUCGUACGUUCCGUUUUCGAUGGGCGGGAGAGACUGCAUCGGGAAGACAUACAGUAUGAUUUUUAUGAAAAUGGUUGUCGCUAACGUCGUCAAAACAUUUAAAAUCGAGUCCAACAAUCAAAGUGUGGAGGACUUUAAAAUUGCUUCGCACAUAGACUUAAGACCGAACGGAUAUAUAGAAUCUUUUGCUACCAAUACAUGCUCAUUUCAGACCAUGUUUCAAAAAAUACUGUUUUAUUUCAACACCAUCCUCACUUGGAAGCUACUGGUAUAUCUCGUUCUUCUCAAAUACGUUCUGGUUUUAUAUAGAACUCGCAGAUUAUUGAAAUUUUCAUUCGACCACAACGGACCCGCAUAUUUUCCACUGGUAGGAAAUUGGUAUUGGCUCAUCGGAAAAGCGAAUUUGAGUGCGUUUAUAGAUCUGAAACGAUGUUUUUCGUUGCCCUGCAAUUUGUGGCUUUCGCAAAGCUGUUACAACUACGUUACUGACGUGCCACACGAAGUGAAAACUAUCUUGACUCAUCCAAACAGCUACGAGAAGGCCACGUUUUACAGCAAUUUCGUCGCUGAUAUGUUUGAGAAUUCCCUAGGAGUUGACAAGUGGGAAAAAGCUAGGCUGCAUAGAAGAUUCGUGUCAAAAACUUUUUCGCUGAACUGCCUAAGGCAGUUUACUCGUUCUUUUCACACACACAUUUCGAGUCUAGUUGAACGCGUAUCUUCUAUCAGUAACGUGAAAGAACUUAUCCAGGUUACCACCGAAACGACAGCGUGUAGUAUUUUGGUAAGUAUAAUGGACCUGAAAUCGGAAAUUGUCGUCAAAGAGUUAGUCUACCACUUCAUAUGCUACCAGAAGUGUUUUUAUAAUAAAACUUACUCAAGAGCCCUUCCUCCGUGGCUUUGGAAACAUUUAACGAAUCAAGGCCGUGAUGCAAUCUAUCACUAUUCAAGAAUGAGAGAUCUACUAAGAACUGCGAUCCAAUUAAGAAAGCAACAGAUGAACCCAGCGGAUGACGAAGAUACAGAAAAAUUGACUUUUUUCGAUUUACACGUUCGUGGACGAAGCCCAUGCACUGAAAAUGAGUUUGAAGACGAACUAUUUCUCCUAAUAAUAGCGGGUCUUUCUACGACCGCCGUAACCAUAAGUUUAGCACUUGCGCUUCUUGGAAUGCAUGCCAGUGUCCAGGAGACGUUGUACGAAGAAGUGAAGAGAUGCGUCGAAUCAGAAACCUCGUUUUUCAAUGAAGACAUCCAGGAUCUAAAAUACAACGAGCAAGUCAUUCUCGAGACAUUAAGAUUAUUUCCAGCCCUUCCGUUACUGGGACGUUACGUCCGUAACGAUAUUGACUUGGGUACCAAGAUAAUACCAAAAGGUUCGAACGUGAUACUGCCUUUAUAUUUAAUACAUCGGAAUGAAAAAUUUUGGCCUUACCCAGAACAAUUCGACCCAGAUCGAUUUUCGUCACAGAAUUUGGCAAACAUUGUGCCAGGGUCGUACGUUCCGUUUUCGAUGGGCGCGAGGGACUGCAUCGGGAAGACAUACAGCAUGAUUUUUAUAAAAAUGGUGAUCGCCAGUAUCGUCAGAAAAUUUAAAAUUGAAUCGAACAAUGAAAGUGUGAAAGAUUUUAAUAUUGCCUCUCACAUAGACCUAAGACCAAACGGCCAUGUAGACUGCAGAUUUAUCCCUCGCGAUAAUGGAAUUAACAACAUAAGAUCAUACGGCGAAAUAAUCCUGAGUUGGAAGACAAUGAUUUUAAUAAUGCUGAUCAAGUACGUCAUGGCGUUAGUGAAAAAUCGAAAUAUUCUUAAGUUUUCUUGGAGUCAAAAUGGAGCUGCGUAUUUGCCGUUCAUCGGUAAUUGGUAUUGUAUGGUUGGAAAAGGUACAUUAGAAGGGUUUAUAGCUCUUAAAGAGCGGCAUUCCCUUCCCUGCAACUUAUGGACCUCGCAUAGUUGUUACAAUUACGUGACGGAUGAUCCAGGUGAAGUAAAAAUAUUCCUAACUCAUCCGAGCAGCUUCGAAAAAGCUACGUUUUACGAUGAUUUCAUUACCGACCUAGUGUUCAAAGAUUCCAUACUAACCGACAAAUGGGAAAAAGCUAGACCAAAUAGGAGAUAUAUAUUAAAAAGCUUUUCUUCACAACACUUAAAGAGAUUCGUUACUUGCUUUUAUGUUAAUAGUUGCUGUCUAGUCAAACAGCUGAAACAUGUUAGUAGUAGCGAAGAAAUUAACCGAGUCAUAACCGAAACAACUGUGAAUACUUUUGCAGCAAAUAUUAUGGGCCUGAAAUCGAUGCCAUUUUCAAAACAACUGGCGCACCAUUUAAGAAGGUACAGUUUUCUCAGCUACAUGCUCGGAUCAGAUAAUCAGAUGCCAGAAACACAUUCCCUUUUUAGCACUCAAAAAUGUUUCUACGAAAGGCAGUGGACGAAGGCCCUGCCGAAAUGGUUUUGGACGCGUAUGACAUCCGGAGGAGUCCAGGCUGUUCAACAUGUCUCUUCCAUGAAAAAACUUAUAAGGACUGAGAUCGAAAUGAGGAAGAGAGAAACAUCAAAUCCCGUGAAGGAUAAACGCUAUGGAAAACAAACUUUUUUCGAUAUUCACGUUGGAGGAGAUGGGCCGUAUACUGACGAAGAAAUGGCUAAUCAACUGUUCUUCAUUAUGAUGGCAGGUACUAACACAACUGCUAUAGCCCUCACGUUAUGCUUAACUUUUCUCGGAAUGCAUAUUAAUGUACAGGAAAAAUUGUACCAGGAAAUUAAAACCAUCGUUGGACUAGAAACUUUUCCAGAACAAGUCGGCGCGUUAAAAUAUACAGAACAAGUCAUUCUUGAAACGUUACGUUUGGUACCAACGAUUCCAUUUAUUGGUCGAUAUGUAGUUAACGAUAUAGACCUGGGAUCCAAAGUAAUACCAAAAGGAUGUAACGUGAUACUGCCUAUAUAUCUCAUCCAUCGAAAUGAAAAAUAUUGGUCGGAUCCAUUAAAAUUUGAUCCAGAUAGAUUUUCACCGCAGAACGCGGUUAACAUAGAACCGGGUUCUUUCAUUCCAUUUUCGUUUGGAGGUCGGGACUGCAUAGGAAAGAGUUAUGGCAUGAUGUUUAUGAAAAUAACGCUGGCUAACAUCAUUAGAAAUUACAAAAUCGUAUCGAAUAAUUGGAGCAUCGAUGAGCUGAAACUCGUUUCGCAUAUAGAUGUAAAACCCACUGGAAAUGUGGAUUGUAGGUUAAUCUCUCGUCAAGAUGGAGGCACUGCUUGUUAGUGCACAUUAAAGUAACUGCCAUUUUCGAAUAAUUCGACAUAAAUAACGUAGCAAAACUGUCUUCUGAAUAUGUCAACAUUGUUUCAAAAAAUUGUUUUUGGGUUAAUGGUUAGCACGAAUACUAAACGAAUAUAUACCAAUUAACAUUAUACCAAUAUGUAUCAUAUUAUAUUAUUAUUAAAUUUGCUUUUUUAAUAAAGUGAGCACCUAUAUUAUUAGAUUGGAUUAUGAGUACCAGGUCUUUAUUGAUUACUUAAGAUUACUUAAGAUUACAAUAAUAACAUUAUUUAUUUUUUAUUUUUUAAGAAUGAGUGGACUACCCCUAUUAUUCCUCUUUACUAAAUUUAAAGAAAAAAAAAUUUAUUCAGAAACUUUUGUCCAAUUUUUUCAUAAUACUUAAUGUUUGCAAAGAAACAAAUAAAAUCUAUAUCAAUACGUAACGGCAUAAAAAAAAUAUUACAUAAAAAAAUCGAGUGGGAUGUCUAAUCUAGUCAUUUCUUAAAGGGUUUCCUUUUAAUGCUUUAUUUGAUAUUGUUCGGUUAGUUUUCACACAAAAUGCACCUAAAAAAUUAAUAUCUGAUCAUUUAAAUAUUCGAUAACAAAAAUUACACUAUUCCACGAAUGGCGCAAAGAAAUAUAUUUUUUUAAUUAACUGACAGAGAGAAAAACAAUGGUAUUUUUGUUCUAAUAUUGCUCGCCAAACAACUUACUAAAGAGGGCAUUUCUAAAAGAUGCUUUAGUAUUUAAGCUUCAAAUGAUCUUUACUUAUUUUUUCACAUUAUUUAUUAGUUUCACACAUUGGCAAGUAAAAGAUCACUUGGAAAGUUCCGUUGCACGCGGAGGUGGCGUAAAGACGCCCCUAAAAUGAACAUUAACUUUGUGUAGAUCCGUUCACAAAAUUGUUUCCUCCUGGUUGAACUACAGUAUUGUAUAAAAAAGUAUACUCAUGUCAAGAUAUUUUCUGGUAGACAUAUUAAAUCAAUUGUUGAGUUUCAAAGUGUGAUUGAUGGAAUGAUACCUUCUUGUUGGAUAAACUAAUCGUUAACAAGAAUUCUGCAACUACAGAAUUCAUCGACCAUCAAUGCAUCGCAUACACCGGUACAUACCGUGACAGCCAUAACAAUAAUUAGGGUCUUUAAAAAUUUUAUACAUUAUUAUUGGAGUAAUUUAACUGCAAAUUAUGUAGUUAAUUUCGGGAAUGCUUUGGGUAAUGUCAUUGGACUUUGCAGAUGGUCAUAAUUUGUAAAAAGCUUAAAGUAUUUCCAUCAUAAGUAACUAGCAAGUAGUAGAAAACUAUAAAACUAUAGCACUUUGUCCAAAGCCCAGAAAUCAACAUUGAUUGUGUCUAAAGUGUAGUCCAGCAGUACUAGAACUGUAAUGUUGGAAAUGUUUAUUUUUAUUAUUUAUUAUCUUGUUUGAUUUGUUUGAUUUUAAAUAUAUGUAUAUGUUUUUUUUUGCUUUAUAAGUAAAUAUAUUAUGUAAUAUGAAUUUAAUUGGAAGUCAAGUACAUUAACAUUUUUUUUUAUAUUCAAACUGGACACUGCUUUUGCGUCUAUGAAGUUCACUCGGUAAAUUGGUUAGUGGUUCGUAGA